Magnolia sinica is the source of this 2169-nucleotide messenger RNA. Its product is annotated as CRIB domain-containing protein RIC7-like. Bases 1276 to 2052 code for a protein of 258 amino acids. The transcript is spliced from 5 exons. NCBI's taxonomy places the organism in Eukaryota, Viridiplantae, Streptophyta, Magnoliopsida, Magnoliales, Magnoliaceae. The record is from RefSeq and is a predicted model, not a curated record.
AUAAGCCCGACCAAAAAGAAAGUUGAGAGAUGUACCCUUAUAUUUACCGGGCUCACUAUGAUAAUUAUAUGAAAUCUACUCUAUAUAUUUAGGCUUGUAUCCCCAAAAUCAUAUCCAUCCGUGAUUCACGUGGGCCUCACCGGUGAAAAUAGUCUAAAGGGCGAGCAUUGCCUUGUAAAGUAUUUCCAAUCAUGCGGUCCACUUAAAUCAUGGAUGAAGCUGAUUUUUAGGCUCUUGACCUAAUAUGGGGUGACACAAUUGGUGGUCAGUAGAUUUUACUUAAACAUUACAGUGGUCCAGUCAAGCCACCCACCCCAUUUGAAAUAAUGAGGUAGCUUUUUGAAAAUUUCCUUGAAAAAAGUGUUUUUCAAAAGGUAGGGGAAUGUAAAAUCCUUAUUAGUGGUGUAGUUUCAUGUACUUAUUUUAUUUUCUGCGAGAUUUUGCCAAUAAAUGUCACGAUAAAGAUUUGUUUCUAUUGCCUGCAUCACUGAAACAUGGGUCCCACGUGUCUCAAAUUGCUUAGGGCGAGGAAUGGAUGAGGGUAUCCACACCGUUGGUCUAAUGGGCCAUUCGGUGACGUGUCAGUGUAACUCUCCAACCUCUCCUACAUUGGAAAGCUAGUCACCAUCUGACAGUUGUUCUUUUCUUGUCAAACAUGGACUAUUGCUAUAUUUCUUCUUAACCGUUUAUAUGGAUGCCACCCAUAGAAGGGUUAGGACCGUUCAACCAAGACAAAUCUUAGAAAAGUCCACUAAUGAAAGUGGGGCCCAUCACACCAACAGUCCAGAUUGCUGAUCCAUGAGCUCCAACUGUCCAAACUCAAGGCUCGAGUAUAUUUCCUGUCCUCGGUCGAGGUCCAUGUAAUUCCUCAACUCGAUUCCACAACGUACAUUCCAACCGUCGCUCCUCCAACCUCUUUUUGAAAUUUGACCGUUUCUUCCCGCGCUUUUAGCAAAGGACUCGUCAAAACUGCUCCACCCAAGCUUUUGUUGGAAAUUCGAAUUUUUAGCCGUUUCUUCGCUCCACCCUUCAUUUUCUCACCUAAAAUUAAAAAAAUCCCACCUCAUUGUUAUGCAUCGGCAUCAAUUGGGCCGUUGCGUUCGGAGGAGCAUCGAUCAAAAGCUCGGUUUGAAUGGAUUUGCAAUCUAAUUCAUCCUCCUUCUAUCCACCUCUGUCCGUUGAUAUAACAUUAUUUAAGAAAUUAGGGUUUUUCUAGGGUAUUUUUUUUAAAAAUAUAUUUUUAUAUUCUUAAGGAAAGAUUUCAGAGAUGAUAUUAUGUCUGCCCAGUGGAAUCACAUGGAGCCGAUCGGAAAGCAUAACGUAGAUUCGGACGAUAAAGGGUCCGGAUCUGUACACGGCGGUGGAAAAUCUGAUUCGCAAGAUUUUCGACUCCAUCGACGAAAGAAUUCAGUGGAGCUCUUUCCACCUCAGAUGACAACAAAGAUGAAGGGCCUUUUCAAAGGAUUGAGAUAUAUUUCGCAAAUCUUCGACCCGAAUUGUAAAGAGCAUGAGAUGCAGAUCGGUCAUCCAACGGACGUAAAGCAUGUGGCCCACAUAGGAUGGGAUGGGCCUUCUGUAAAUCCACCAACCUGGAUGAAUGAGUAUAGGUCAGGGCCGGAAACUUCAUCAGCGCCUCCAAGUAGUGCUGUAGAAGGCAAAGACUCUCCAGCCAAUUGGGCUCCGGAAGAAAUUACAGACAUUGGAAUGGAAGCCUCUCCAACCCCAGAGUUGCCAGAUUUACCCAAGCCGUCAAGACGCAACCAAUCAUCCGGCAGUUCUUCUCGUUCUCAAAGCCGAGAUUCAUCCGAUGCGCCUAGACAACCAAGGCGACACCAAAAUUCAAGCAAUUCUAUCGAUUCGAUGGCGACUGACCUGCCCGCGGUCCCGAAAAGCUCUCGUCGGAAGAAAUCUAAGGGGUCAUCAAGCGGCGGGUCGACAAGAUCAGGCAGAUCAAAGGCUCAAGGCACUUCUUACUCAGAUCAAGAUGCAAAGAAUACCGAGCAAUUGCCCGCUAUAAAAUCCACAGAAGAAGAAAAAGAAAAUGAUACAUAAUGAUAUUGCUUGGGAAUGUCAUGGCUUGUAUAAAAGAAAGAAAAAAAAGAGAAAAAUGAAAAUCCAAUGUAAUUUUGAGCAUUAUAUUGCUAACAUGCCUCAUUAGUUGAUGAAAAA